Molecule: messenger RNA, 1001 nt
Organism: Drosophila subobscura
Lineage: Eukaryota; Metazoa; Arthropoda; Insecta; Diptera; Drosophilidae
Exons: 2
Coding region: 124-903 (259 amino acids)
Source: RefSeq, a predicted model, not a curated record
CAUGGAUGAAUCUUUCUCCCUCUCUCAGUGAGCGGUUUGUGCCUAUAAAAGCCAGACUCUGUCGAACUUGAAGCAUUAGUUCAUCUUGUCACCUCCAAGCCAGCAGCAACCCAAACACACAAAAUGCGCGUCUUCAUUCUUCUGUGCCUCUUGGCUGCCAGCUGCAGUGGCGAUAAGCUGGGCUACAACUACCAGCCCGUGGCCCAUGCCGAUGAGGGACUCUCCUUCCUGCCAGGCAGCGGACACAUUCCCAUCGAGCUGCAGCAGCAGCACCUGCAGCAGGUGCAGAGUGGCGAGGCGGUGCUCUCGCAGCCCAUUGAAGCACCCAUCCAGCAGGCCAUCAUUCCCCAGCCUGCGCCUCUGAUCGAGGAGUUCCAGAAGGAGUUCUACAGCUACGCAGCGCCCGAGGAGCAGUUCGAUGAGGGUGUCAACAACCAGCAGAUCGCCAACUCGCUGAAGAAGAACCUGCGCGUCGUCUUCAUCCGCACACCCGAGAACCAGGGCUUCGAGCGUGCCGCCCUGCAGCUGGCCAAGCAGUCCGCCCAGCAGGAGACCGCCAUCUAUGUGCUGUCCAAGCAGGCCGACGUGGCCAACUUGGCCAAGCAGCUGAAUGCCCUCAAGUCCACGUCCAGCAACAAGCCCGAGGUGCACUUCGUCAAGUACCGCACGCCCGAGGAUGCGGCCAAUGCCCAGCUGGCCAUCCAGAACCAGUACAACCAGCUGCCCGGCGUCUCCCGCAUCUCCAACGAGGGUCGUGCUCCAGUAUUAAACUUUGCCUCGCCAGCCGCCCAGUCGGCACCCGCCAGCGUGUCGCACUCCCCCAGCUCCGAGUACCUGCCCGCCAAUGUGGUGUCUUCCCAGGACUAUCUGCCACCCACUCUGCGUCGCUUCCGCAUCAAGUGAGCAGCGUAUUCGUGCCACCCCAACACGGUAACGUUUCCUAAGCGAUCACAUUGAAUAUUACCCUUCCCCUCCAUUAUAUUAGCUUUUAAGUAAACCCU